Messenger RNA from Closterium sp. NIES-65, 1899 nucleotides. The record is from the annotation of a GenBank genome assembly. NCBI's taxonomy places the organism in Eukaryota, Viridiplantae, Streptophyta, Zygnematophyceae, Desmidiales, Closteriaceae.
AUGGCGGAGGGGUACGUUGUUGGAGGAGGGGAGGAAAUGGGUGGGAGAUCGGCGGAUGUCAAGAACGACGAAGGGGAGGGGAAGGGUGCGACAGCGGAUCUCGGUGAGGUCGGCGUGGAGGCAGCUCACGGAGGUGGUGGCAUGGUCGAGGUCGGUGAAGGGGAUAACGCCGCGGUCCCGAAGCAGAGGGGCGUGGAUGUGCAUACCGAUGCUACCGCAGAGAAGGCCGGGGGGGAGCGGUCUAGGAGGAAGAAGGCGGCGAGCGGUCAUCCCGAUUCCACCGCGGCUGGGCGGCAGGCAUGGCUGGACGUCGUCGAUCAGCUGAGAGCGGAGAACAGGCGAUUGCGUGCAGACAAUGCACGCCUUGAACGGCGGCUCGGUGAGCAGACGGGGCGGGUCGACAGCUUGGCGGCGGCAUUAGCUGGGCUCCUCGAGAAGGUGAAGGGUUUGACCGCCCAGGUCGCCGACACCGACCGGAAAUCGGAGGAGCGCCUCAAAGAGGCCACGUCGACCAUGGCGACCACAAUCACCGAGGGCCUCACCGACAACAUGGACAGCGCAAUUCAAUCAGCCAAUUCCUUCGCCGAGCUAGCGAGGCAGAUGCUGCUGGAUCUUGACGACCCCAAGGGACGAGCAACGGUCGCACGCGCGACCGCGGUGAAGACAUUGACCGAGCACGUGACGGCUGAGGUGGGCGAGGCGAGGAAGGGGUUGGAGGAGUCAUUCAUCAAAUACAUCGGCGCCGCGCGGACCAACAUUGCCGCCGCCGUCUCGCCCCGCCUAGUCCAGCCGCCGCCGCCGACCGCCCCAGCGCAGGCCUUGCCGGAAGAUUUCCUGAAGUCUUUCAUGGAGGACGUGCUGAAGGCGGUGACGGAGAUCACCCUGAAGAUAAUGACCGAGGUCGUCGGCACGGUGGCGACUGCUCGGCGUGGGUCGUCGCCGUCGGCAAACGACGCCGGCCAAGCGCAGCCUACGGAGGGCUUGAAGCUGGCCGGCGACGGCAGUUCGGGGAAGCAGUCGGGGAAGAGCGUGGUCGACAUCCUUAGGAAGCACUGGGCUGAGGUUGGAGCGGCCAGCACGGGCCAUGGUGGUGGGGGUCCCGCCGAUGAGCAUGCCACUGAUGACGCACUGCCAAUGGCUCCGCCUUCGGUCGCCGUUAAGCCAUUACGACAGGGUAGCGGUGAGAAAGGGCUGCGCGGCAAGGAGAAGGCCGCCGCCAAAACGGCCACAGGCGGGUCCGCUAAAGAUGGCCAGGGCCCGAAGACAGGGGUUGCGGAGGCGUCAGCUGUUCCUCACCAGUCUCCCGCGGGUGCACGCCAUCAAACCGGACCGUCUGCCGGGCGACCUGCCGACGUCCCGCACCAUGCCGACGUACCGUUUGCCGACAAGGUUGGCCGUGCGGGAAAAGGGGCAGCAGUUGCGGACGCGCUCAAGGAGCAGCUCAGGCUCCUAGCCGGCCACAGGGCUGUUCAACAGCCCCCCCCUGCUGUCGACGUCCCAUCGGCCGCGUCAACUGCGAGGACUCAGCAGGCUUCUGGCUCUGGCACUAAGCCGUCGUCGGCGAAUGUCGCACCACCCACCCAUGUGGCAGCUGAUGUGGAGAAGGCAGCGGAGAAGGGCGUUCGUGCCGCGCUUGCCACCGGCGGUGGCGCCGUUGAGGAGGUCCCCGCAGACGCUGAUAUCGCUGCCAUACAGACCCAUCUAGAUGCAGCCAAUCCCCGAACCCUGGCCAUCUCCGACACGGCACAUGUGGAGCCUUUGGCGGGACUCUUCGGCAUCGCGGCAGAGCCUAGUGUGACCGGUGAUGCGGUCGGUGAAGGAAAGUCGAAACGGAAGGGGAAGGCGGGCUCACAAAGGAAGACGCGGGAGAAGUCGGAGGUGAAGGCGGCGGAUAAAUAG